AUGUCGCAGCAGCAAGAGGUUGAAACUCCGAGGCAAAAGACCAAUGAUCUCCUUGCAGCGGGGGGUAACCUGGCGGUGUUAACUCUUAGAGGUGUCAAUGCUACCGCAGGUUGGUGUCCACCCUUAAAGGAUGCGACUAGUGCUGCGCUCUUCAUCUACGACGAGGUUAAAAAGCUCAAGGAGAACGCAAAGGAAUGGACUGAUUUCGGUGAAUACGUAGCGAGCACCAUGGCCAACGUAUCUUCAGCCAUAAAGUCUGAUGAUGUAUCAGCGGAAGAGGCAAAGCCAUGGGUGGAAAGUGCCACAGAGCUUGAUGGCGCGUUACAGAAGAUUAAGUCCGAAAUUGAAAGACGGGAAAAAGUAGAGAAACGAUCGACUCUCAGAAAAACAUUCUCCUACUUGAAAGACCCGGGAAGAAUUAACGACCUAAAGAAAGAUUUUGACAAAGCAUUGGCAUCGUUUCAGGUUAGGACGAACUUGAUAACUGGCGCCAAGUUAGCGGCCAUAGAACGUCGUCUACACGAAGACAAAAUUCUCGAUAGUCUCCGAUACCCUCAUCUUGUUCAUGAUGAUUCCACUCAGGCCUGCCUGGAAGACACUAGAGUUGAUCUCAUUGAGCGUAUUAUGGCAUGGUGCCGCAACACUGGGGAUAGCGAGAACCGGCUAAUGCUGUUGACUGCUGUGGCCGGUGCUGGCAAGACUUCGAUUGCACUCGCGAUAGCAGAACGAUGUGCCAGCGAAGGAGAUGUUACCCUGUUACUGCGCUUCUUCUUUAAAGCGGGCGAACGGUCGCGGCCUGAUUUUCUAUUCAGCAGCAUAGCUCGAGCUUUAGCAGACCAUGAUCCCGUUCACCGCACUUUCAUUACCUCUGCUCUUCGAAACGACCCUAGUCUCUCAACAGCUUCAUUUGCGAUGCAGUUCAAGAAAUUGGUGGCUCCAUCUCUACUCCAUAAACCUCCGCCUUCUGACCACCCUAUGGUGAUCAUCAUCGAUGCUUUAGAUGAAUGUGACAAAGAAGCGUUCGAAUCCCUUGCCGAAAUUCUUGGGGAGGAAGUGCCCAGGCUACCAUCUUCCAUAAAAUUCUUCAUCACAUCGAGACAAUUUGAUCUCGUGAAUCGCUACCUCUCCCCCAAUUACCCUAUUGAUCGUGUCACUAUUGAUCUCUUGGAUGAGGCAAAUGUGCAGGACUGUGCUAAGUUCAUACGCUUCCAGCUGCAAAAGCUAAAGAAGUUACAUCGGGACUUGCAGCGUAAUCUUCAGGACGAGGAUAACAUGAUACAGGAGAUCUCGGAACGAGCAAAUGGGUUGUUUAUCUGGAUCAGCACCAUCUUUCGCUAUAUGAAGAUGACGAACCAGAAUCCUAUGAGGACACUAAAAAGUCUGCUCGACACUGGUGCGAAACGGCCAGAGGUCCCUGCUGAGAAGAUGAUGGGAGACUUGUAUACAAGCAUUUUGAAGAAGUGUGCCUGGGAGGAUGAAGAUUUUGCACACGAUUACCCAAUCGUGAUGGGAGCAAUCUUCGUUGCUCAGGAGCCUCUGUCGAUUACAGCCUGGGACUCAAUUUUGUUGCCUUUCCUCAAGUCUUCUGUUCAAUAUGCAUUGGCUGAACUCACUCCUCUGCUCUCAGGAGUUGAGAACUCCCACAUUCCGGUUCGCAUCUUACACCAAUCUUUCCGCGAUUUUAUCGUCGAUCGGAUCGACCCCCAAACAAUCAGCUCUGGUUGCACUCCCAUAGCUGUGGGGGUGGAGAAUGCCAGGGUUGCCCUGCGAUGUACCGAGAUUUUGAACAAGGAUCUCUGCUCUGUAAAGGGCUUAGGACUGAUUGAAAACUUGUCCGAAAAAGAUGACAUGCCACCCAUUCCUCCAUCGGAGUUAUCUGAGCACUUUCGUUACGCAUGUCACCACAUCGUUCACCACCUAAAUAGAAUCAAGGAACCAUCAGAGGAGCUUGCUGGGUCAGUUGGUUUGUUUCUGAGUCAGGAAGCAACUCGGUGGGUGGAAGUCUGUGUGCGGAUGGAACGCUAUGUCAGUAUCUCAUUACUCCCUGAGUGGACUAAGUUGGUUGUUGACCACAGGGCUCUUAGUGCACUGGCUAAUGUGCUUACCCAGCUUCCGCCGAAUUUCGCAUUUUUUUCAAGAUCCCAGGAGGCCUAUGAGACAGCAAACGAUUCUGCUGUACUCUGCCGUUUUCUUUUUUCUGUGGACUCAAGUUCCUACACCCCGGAUUUGGCCAUGUCACUCAACAAUCUACGUAAUGCUCUUUCCAAUCUCAGACGGCACUCGGAGGCACUCCCAUUCAUCGAAGAGAGUGUCAAACUCUACCGCCAGUUAGUUGCCGUUAACCCAGGAUCAUACACCCCGGAUUUGGCCAUAUCACUCAACAAUCUAUAUGAUGCUCUUUCCAAACUCGGACGGCACUCGGAGGCACUCCCAUUCAUCAAAGAAAGUGUCAAACUCUACCGCCAGCUAGUUGCCGUUAACCCAGGAUCAUACACCCCAGAUUUGGCCAUGUCACUCAACAAUCUAUGUAAUGCUCUCUCCGAUCUCGGACGGCACUCGGAGGCACUCCCAUUCAUUGAAGAAAGUGUCAAACUCUACCGCCAGUUAGUUGCCGUUAACCCAGGAUCAUACACCCCGGAUUUGGCCAUGUCACUCAACAAUCUAUAUGAUGCUCUUUCCAAUCUCGGACGGCACUCGGAGGCACUCCCAUUCAUCGAAGAAAGUGUCAAACUCCGACGCCAGUUAGUUGCCGUUAACCCAGGAUCAUACACCCCAGAUUUGGCCAUGUCACUCAACAAUCUACAUAAUGCUCUUUCCAAACUCGGACGGCACUCGGAGGCACUCCCAUUCAUUGAAGAAAGUGUCAAACUCUACCGCCAGUUAGUUGCCGUUAACCCAGGAUCAUACACCCCGGAUUUGGCCAUGUCACUCAACAAUCUGCGUAGUGCUCUGUCCAAUCUCGGACGACACUCGGAGGCACUCCCAUUCAUCGAAGAAAGUGUCAAACUCUACCGCCAGCUAGUUGCCGUUAACCCAGGAUCAUACACCCCGGAUUUGGCCAUGUCACUCAACAAUCAAUAUUUGGCUCUUUCCAAUCUCGGACGGCACUCGGAGGCACUCCCAUUCAUCGAAGAAAGUGUCAAACUCUACCGCCAGUUAGUUGCCGUUAACCCAGGAUCAUACACCCCGGAUUUGGCCAUGUCACUCAACAAUCUAUAUUAUGCUCUUUCCAAACUCGGACGGCACUCGGAGGCACUCCCAUUCAUCGAAGAAAGUGUCAAACUCCAACGCCAGUUAGUUGUCGUUAACCCAGGAUCAUACACCCCAGAUUUGGCCUUGUCACUCAACAAUCUAUAUUAUGCUCUUUCCAAACUCGGACGGCACUCGGAGGCACUCCCAUUCAUCGAAGAAAGUGUCAAACUCUACCGCCAGCUAGUUGCCGUUAACCCAGGAUCAUACACCCCGGAUUUGGCCAUGUCACUCAACAAUCAAUAUUUGGCUCUUUCCAAUCUCGGACGGCACUCGGAGGCACUCCCAUUCAUCGAAGAAAGUGUCAAACUCCGACGCCAGCUAGUUGCCAUUAACCCAGGAUCAUACACCCCAGAUUUGGCCUUGUCACUCAACAAUCUAUAUUAUGCUCUUUCCAAACUCGGACGGCACUCGGAGGCACUCCCAUUCAUCGAAGAAAGUGUCAAACUCUACCGCCAGCUAGUUGCCGUUAACCCAGGAUCAUACACCCCGGAUUUGGCCAUGUCACUCAACAAUCAAUAUUUGGCUCUUUCCAAUCUCGGACGGCACUCGGAGGCACUCCCAUUCAUCGAAGAAAGUGUCAAACUCCGACGCCAGCUAGUUGCCAUUAACCCAGGAUCAUACACCCCAGAUUUGGCCUUGUCACUCAACAAUCUAUAUUAUGCUCUUUCCAAACUCGGACGGCACUCGGAGGCACUCCCAUUCAUCGAAGAAAGUGUCAAACUCUACCGCCAGCUAGUUGCCGUUAACCCAGGAUCAUACACCCCGGAUUUGGCCAUGUCACUCAACAAUCAAUAUUUGGCUCUUUCCAAUCUCGGACGGCACUCGGAGGCACUCCCAUUCAUCGAAGAAAGUGUCAAACUCUACCGCCAGUCAGUUGCCGUUAACCCAGGAUCAUACACCCCAUAUUUAGCCGUGUCACUCAACAAUCUACAUAAUGCUCUUUCGAACCUCGGACGUCAUUCUGACACACAAAUGGUCCACAUUUGA
Cantharellus anzutake is the source of this 4239-nucleotide messenger RNA. RefSeq lists its product as uncharacterized. NCBI's taxonomy places the organism in Eukaryota, Fungi, Basidiomycota, Agaricomycetes, Cantharellales, Hydnaceae. Gene Ontology annotation, molecular function: protein binding. The coding region runs from base 1 to 4239 and encodes 1412 amino acids. The record is from RefSeq and is a predicted model, not a curated record. The transcript has 5 exons.